This is a messenger RNA of Hemicordylus capensis (graceful crag lizard), 951 nucleotides long. Its product is annotated as olfactory receptor 52I1-like. Bases 1 to 951 code for a protein of 316 amino acids. Gene Ontology annotation, biological process: G protein-coupled receptor signaling pathway. The transcript has a single exon. NCBI's taxonomy places the organism in Eukaryota, Metazoa, Chordata, Lepidosauria, Squamata, Cordylidae. Gene Ontology annotation, molecular function: G protein-coupled receptor activity; olfactory receptor activity. Gene Ontology annotation, cellular component: membrane. The record is from RefSeq and is a predicted model, not a curated record.
AUGGUUUGGAAGAGCUCCAACUCCAGCCCCUCCGGGUUCUACUUAAGAGGCGUCCCUGGUCUGGAAGGUGCCCAUAUCUGGCUGGGCAUCCCCUUCUGCUCAAUGUACAUCAUGGCACUUUUAGGAAACGGUGCCCUCCUGCUCAGCAUCCUAAUGGUCCACGCCCUGCACCAUCCCAUGUUCUACUUCCUGGGCAUGCUGGGAGUUAUUGACUUGGUCAUGGCCACAUCUGUGGUACCCAAGAUGCUGUGUGUCCUCUGGAUGGGCUCUCCAGAGAUUGGCUUUGACUCCUGCUUCACCCAGAUGUUUCUUGUCCAUUCUGUUACGGCCAUGGAAUCAGGAGUCUUGCUAGCCAUGGCCUUUGACCGCUACAUUGCCAUCUGCCACCCACUGAGAUACCAGGCUAUCCUGACACCCCAAAGGGUGGCCCAGAUCAGACUGGCUAUUCUGACAAGAGGGGUCCUUUUCAUGGUGCCUUUGACCGGGAUGGUGAGAAGCUUGCCCUAUUGUGCUUCCAAACUGAUCCUUCAUUCCUACUGUGAGCACAUGGCAGUCAUGAAAUUGGCCUGCCUGGAUCCUGCUGCAAGCCGCCUCUACAGCGUGGUGGGGUCUACCCUGAUCGUGGGGGCUGACACAACCUUGAUCGCUGUGUCUUAUGGGCUGAUUCUCAGAGCUGUGACAAAACUGACCAAGAAGACAGAGCAGCUCAGGGCCUUCAGCACCUGCAGCUCUCACGUCUGUGUGCUGUUGCUGUAUUACCUCCCAGGAAUAGUCUCCAUCUACACUCAGUGCUUUCCCCAAGGCGUCUCCCCACACAUUCAGGUCCUGCUGGCAAAUCUCUAUCUCAGCCUCCCACCCAUGUUGAACCCAGUUAUUUACAGCAUCCAGGUGGAGCAGGUGCGUGAAGCUCUUUGCAAAGUGUUUCCUUUCAUCAGGAGAAGGGUUGGCUGA